GCGUGGAUGAUGAAACCCAGACAGAUGUGUUGUGGGAAUUCAACGUUCGUUAUUGUAAAGCUUGCAGAGCAGCCAUGGUUGUUCUGAAGCGUUCUGAUGAACCCGAUUUGAAUGACAUCCUUGUUCUACCACACGCGUCUGGACCCGAAAGAAGGGGGAUGGCAACCUACUGGUUCCAUUUGCCAGAUCUAAUCCAUCACGACGAGGUUUUCAAUCAAUCCGCCAAUCCUCCGUCCGAGGACUUCAAGGAAGCGUAUGCGCUCACGAAAGCAGAGCUUACCCUGCAAAUUACUGAGUAUGCUCCAAUGUUGCGAAAGUACACUGCUGCAAUGAAGAAAAGGCGCCAGCAACAGAUCAGGACAGCGAAAAAUAAGAGAAGAGCCGAUAUCUGUCAGCGUCUGCGUCAAGGGGAAUUUGAGGAAGAUAUCGAUGUUCUAACGACUUCGCCUCACCGGAAAGACUGGCAACUGUUUUCUCGUCAUCCCCUGGUGGACUCUACCGAGGAGUUAACCCACGAAGGCUGGGACAGUAUAAAAUCGGGAAUAUUCCAAUUCAUGCAGGAUUAUCGAACCCGUCGCCUACUUGUCCAGUAUAAACAUACGCUCAUUCAUCGUUUCGAAGUAGUUCGGACCGCUGCAGAUGACCAGAGACGAAAGCACGAUGGUAUCAGGCCGCACUUCGUCGACUUCUGCCUGCUUCCUCAAGUCCGUGCUCUGCUCGAUAUCCCGCGGGACAAGAACGUAGACCAACGUGCGCUGGAUCAGCUGUUCAAAACAUAUCCUAUUUUAGCAGAGGACUGGCGGACCAUCGCAACAAACCAAUUACGAGCACAUGCCAGAAGGCAGAUGGCACUUCCUCUGAAUGAAGACCAAGACCCGCUUAAGCUGGCAGUUGCGUACUUCAAAUGCACAAAAUGCAACGUCGUCGUCCUUUACCCUGCGGCCCUGGAACACUCUUGCUGUUGGCGUUGGCCUGAAAAUGAAAAUUCUGAAUCAGAACGAGACGUCCUCGUCGAGCCAGUAUACGAUGACGCAGCUCGUGUUGCCGCGGGAGAAUACCCUUGGUCUUGCCAGCGCUUGGAAUGGUGCCCUUGGGCUGACAAAAUAGAGAAAGUGUUCCAAGUAUGCGGCUUGAACCCAAUGGCGACGACAUUGUCUCGAGCUCAGGAUUUGGAUCACCGCGUGAAAUUGACGUAA
Gloeophyllum trabeum ATCC 11539 is the source of this 1196-nucleotide messenger RNA. RefSeq lists its product as uncharacterized. The transcript is spliced from 7 exons. The coding region runs from base 75 to 1196 and encodes 373 amino acids. The record is from RefSeq and is a predicted model, not a curated record. NCBI's taxonomy places the organism in Eukaryota, Fungi, Basidiomycota, Agaricomycetes, Gloeophyllales, Gloeophyllaceae.